Messenger RNA from Ahaetulla prasina, 6941 nucleotides. RefSeq names its product phosphodiesterase 7B (gene PDE7B). Gene Ontology annotation, molecular function: 3',5'-cyclic-AMP phosphodiesterase activity. The record is from RefSeq and is a predicted model, not a curated record. The transcript is spliced from 13 exons. Bases 831 to 2390 code for a protein of 519 amino acids. Lineage: Eukaryota; Metazoa; Chordata; Lepidosauria; Squamata; Colubridae.
UUUCCUGUCCAGCUGAAGAGCAGUUAAGGUUACCAACUAGCUAAUCCUCUGCAUUUCAGAUUUGCUGCGAUUGAAAACCAAACAACUAGGAAAAAAGAAAAAGAAGAGGGGGGCAGGUAGAGACUUUGAGAAUUAUACUACUUUGUGCAGAAAUUCAAACACAGCUGCCUUAAUGUUCCCAUCCUGGAGCAGUUAGUAGAUGUUUUGGGAAAUGGCUGUAAGGACUUGUCAAGCUAAAAUGAGGUAAAGUUAAGUGGUGUUGCCGGAUGGUUCAAAAUUCUCUACUCCCCUCUCCCAGCCCAAAAAUAUUGCACAGUAGAAGUUGGGAAAACUUUGGUUUCUAAAACCAACAGCUGCUCACAUCCUUAUGCCUAAUUAUCGCAGGGCUUGGUAAAUAAAAGCUUCCUUGUAGAUGUAAUUGCAUUUGCCUGGUAGUCUUAGCCGACAUGGGGCAGGGCCAGGGAAGAGAAGAAGAGAAGCAAAAGAAAACAUUCCUCUAGUUUGGAUUUUUCUUCUUCUGAAGAAACCCAGCUGUAGGCUGGGUUUAAUCAAACACGGGUUAACUCAAAACUUUAGAGGGAGGGAAAGGGGGAAAGGAGAACAUUUGCAUGCAAUUGAGCAGGAACAGCUUUGGAACAGUCAUGACUUGGAGGCUCUUUGAAAGAUAAAUUUCAAGCAGAAUAAGUUGAUUCAACUUUAGGAGCAACAGGACUACUGUAAGUUUAGAGAAACUGCUAGAGACAGCUGGUUAAAGGAUGUUUGGUGCUUCUACCCCUCCUGGAAUUUAAAGGCAAUUUUCGUCUUCUGAAGAAGCAUCCGUCUUUUUGAGAAUGCCUGUACUGAAUAGGUUUUUCAGUGUGACGGACAAAGGUAGGCAGUGGGGGAUUGAUGAAGAUCGGAUGCCCUUGUCUGCCGAGACCCUGCCUGUCUGUCAACAGGGAAUUCUAACUUGGGGUUUGCCUGAGAAGUUCAGAAUCAUAAAGCUGAUUUGGAAAUCAAAAAAUGAGCUUGCGGAGACGAAGAGGAGAGGAGUUCUGGAAAGUGGAGGGAGUACUCAUGUUUUAUCAGAUCAGAUGAUCCUCUUAAGUGUUGCUGAACUGAAAGUCCAAGCAAUCUCACGCAGUCUGGUUCAUGGAGAUGCACGCCUGAGAGGUCAGACAGGGGUUCUUUCUGAGCGACGUGGUUCCUACCCAUUCAUAGACUUACGUCUUCUUAAUAAUACCAUUUACUCUGGAGAAAUUGGAACGAAGAAAAAGGUUAAGAGACUACUAAGUUUUCAGAGAUACUUCCAUGCAUCCAGGCUAUUGCGUGGAAUCAUACCACAAGCCUCACUGUACUUAUUGGAUGAAGACUACCUUGGUCAAGCAAGGCAUAUGUUAUCCAAAGUGGGAAUGUGGGAUUUUGACAUUUUCCUGUUUGACCGCUUGACAAAUGGAAACAGCCUGGUAACCUUGUUGUGCCACCUUUUUAAUAUACAUGGACUUAUUCAUCAUUUUCAGUUAGAUAUGGUUACAUUAUACAGAUUUUUAGGCAUGGUGCAGGAAGAUUAUCACAGCCAAAACCCGUAUCACAAUGCUGUCCAUGCUGCUGAUGUCACGCAAGCUAUGCACUGCUACUUAAAAGAGGCCAAGCUUGCUAACUUCCUCACCCCUCUGGAUGUUAUGCUUGGAUUACUGGCUGCUGCAGCACAUGAUGUAGACCAUCCAGGAGUCAACCAGCCAUUUUUGAUAAAAACUAAACAUCAUCUUGCUGGUUUAUAUCAGAAUGUCUCUGUAUUAGAAAACCAUCACUGGAGAUCUACAAUAGGCAUGCUUCGAGAAUCAAGGCUCCUUGCACAUCUGCCGAAAGAAGAGAGUCAUGACAUUGAACAACAGCUUGGUUCCCUGAUCUUGGCAACAGAUAUCAACAGGCAGAACGAAUUUUUGACCCAGCUGAAAGCUCAUCUAAAAAACCAGGACUUGAAAUUAGAGGAUGCUUCAGACAGGCAUUUUAUGCUCCAGAUUGCACUUAAGUGCGCAGACAUUUGCAAUCCUUGCCGGCUCUGGGAGUUGAGCAAACAGUGGAGUGAGCGAGUUUGUGAGGAAUUCUACAGGCAAGGUGAUCUGGAGCAGAAAUUUGACUUGGAAAUAAGUCCUCUUUGUAAUCAGAAGAAAGACACAAUACCUAGUAUACAAAUUGGCUUCAUGACCUAUAUUGUGGAGCCACUCUUUGAAGAAUGGGCCAACUUUACUGGGAACACUCAUUUAUCUGAAAACAUGCUGAACCAUCUGAGAAGAAACAAAACCAAGUGGAAGAGAUUGCUUCCUAAGCAACAUGGCAUCACCAUUGACCACUCACUUCAAAUUUCUGAAAAUGAAGAACAGACUUUUAAUGAAGGAGAAACCCCGUAGAGGUAGUACAGCAACAAAAUCCUACAGGUCUAUAGGCCCAUCAUCAAGACAGAAAAUCAAGAAAGCAGGAGGAAAACUGAACAAGAAGUAACCUCCUAUUGGAAAACCUACAUUACUUGUAGGUUUGAUUCUGAAGUGCCACCAAAUCUUCCUUCUCCAUCUUAAUAUCUGAAGUCAUUCGUCACCUCUGAUCUCAAGCUUGAGUAAGAUAAUGAAGCUGGACUGAUAAGCAGGAACCAACUAAUAGGAGUAGUGGAGGACACAAAGAAAGACCAGUGCAUUUUGGGUUAUCAAGUUGCAUUAACUUUGUGUGAUAUUGAGACAGGUGUUGAACAAAGACUUGGAGUAAUGUACAGUCAAUUGGCAGCUGGGCUGCACAUUAAAACUCACCACCAGCAUCAUCAGAACUCAGAAGAGAUUUGGCCACACAGAGAGAAGUUUUAACUGACUAAUGUCUUUUAUAAUUUUUGUAUUUGAUGCACUGGAAAAGGCAUUUAAAGAACCUUGAAGUAAGGUUAUUCUGUGUACACAAUGAUUUUUUUCAUGGUGGUACUCAUUGAUCAUUUUAAGCCACUUUAGAUAAAAAGACUGACAUUCUUACCGCAAGAACGAUGUUUCCUCUCGAAUCAAAAGGGAAGAGCUGUACAGUUUAAAUGUUCCCAGAUGUCUCUUUUGAUGGCUGUAACUGUGGCCUGUUUAUAUUCGCACUUGUAUGUUUUUCAUUAUAUAUUAUACAUAUAUAAUGAAAUAUAUAUAUAUUCUCAUGCCAGAAUACAAGUAUCAUGGGAAAGCUACCUGUAUAAGCGAUGGCACUGUGAACAAAAUACUGUUAGUUUUAGUAUUUGUAAAUACUAUAUAUAUACUUUCGUUUGUUUGCAGAUAAAGGCCUUCAAGUUCCAGCAUACAGUACUUUAACUUUGAUGGCUACUGAAAGUCUUAUAAUUUAAAUGUGGCCUGUUUUCAUUUGCCCAGCCAAGGAUUACAUGGUCAAUAUCUGCUGGAGGUUUUUGUUGGUUGGUUGAUUUUUGUUUGUUUGCAGGUUUGAUUUGCGUUCAUUUGUGGGCAUGAGUUCUAGUAAUUAAUGAAGAUGCAAUUCAGCACAAUUUUUGUCAUUUUUUUAAAAAAACUUCAAUGGAUAAAUCUAUGAACUUUGUUUUAUGUAAAAAUGCUAAUGCCAAACUGACCAAAUGAAAUUGGACCUUGAAGUUGCCAAGGAUUGCAUCAUAUCAAGGAGUUUCGUUAAAACUCUCCAAGAUUAUUAUAUAUGUUGAAAGAUAUCCCACAGGCAUUUCUACUAAAAAUGUAAAAAUAAUGGCAGAGCCAUAAUCCUACAUAGAUUUUACUUAGAAUUAUAUAGUUUUACUUAGAAUUAUAUUUGCCCCCAAAGGGUGGCCAGUUCUUUCUGUCAUAAACUGAAGUACACUACUCCAUCCAUUAAGGGCAGAAUAGGCAGCCUUAGACUCUGCAGUGAUUUGAACGAUACUUCUCACAAUCUCUUGCCUACACCUAGUUGUGUUAUUGAAGCUCAAAGCAUAAUUCAUCCCUGCAUUAAUGACUCACUUUGAGGUUCUGGAUGUCUUUAAAAACCAAACAAUGCUACCAAUCAAAAUUUGCAGAAACAUGCUAUUAAUGCCUGUAAAUCGUUAAAGAAUUAUCCAGUUUUUCAGGGAUUUUUGACUUUGCUUGUUGAUUAGGUUUAUAGUCUGUCUUUCUAUCAAAAUGGUACACAAGGUAGCCCUCAAUACAUGGGAGACAGAAUUUAAGCUGUAAUGAAAAAAUAAAGUCAGUUAAAACCCAUUAAAGUUAAAGCCUAUUUCCGCAACUUACAGUAUUUUUAAUAGAUUGACAGGUCAACUUGAAGGCUAAAUGACUGUUUUAGGAAUACCUUUGUGUGCCUAUAACAGAGGGGUGGGAUUAAAGGUGGAGAAACAUCAAAGAUGGAGCUGACUUUAUUCAAUAGUACUGGAUAGGUCAGUUCUCCUGCUAAUUAUCAGUUUACAUUUUAUUAUAUGCAUAUCCAACAAAAUGCACGUGGACUACUUCUAAAAAAGCAAAUGUAUUCUCCAAAUCAACAUAUGCAAAAAGUAGAUGCAUUGUUUAGUGGUAUGGUAUUUUUUCCCAACAAAAUCUUGGUAUUUUUGAUUUGCUAUAUUUUACACAUUAUUUUUAUGUUACUGCUAAUUACAGGGAUAUCAUUUUCAGCAAAUACAGCAACACUACAAAGAAGGGAGACUGCUUGGUAAAUGAACUUCAAACAGGAAAGCAACUGAGCCCAGCUUUCCUUAUGUAUCAAAGAGCAGAAGUGGCAGAACAAUGGCAGAUUUUAACUCUGUUUUGUAUUGAAACCAAUCGUGACAAAAUAUUAUAUAUAGUUGGAAUAGACUGCAAAAAAGGUAGUUGCAUAGAAAGGCAAAUACAAGUCUAAGUCCUAUGUUUGCAAGUCAAAUGAAGAACAACAUUCCAUUUGGAUAUUAUACAGUAAGGCUAUUGGUCCCUUUCUUCCUAGUACUAAACUCAUUUCAGCAGUAACACAACAUCAGGAAGUCAUAGAAGAGCAAUGUUCGAGUGUCAUCUUUACUAAAAGAUGGGGGUGGGUGGGGAAUGUGAUCCCCAGGAGUUGUUGAAUUCUAUUGUCUACCAGCCCCAGUCAGCAUGAAAAAUAUCAAGGGACAACUAGACUGGCAGACCAACCAAACCUGACAUAUACUUGCCCAACAGAAUCCUGAUUGAGUCCUUGGUGUUCACUGAACUUGGUUGUUUUCAUGCAGACAUUUCAUUACCCAAACUAAGAAAACAACCAAGCCCAGAGAGCACCAAGGACUCCUCAUUUCAUCCCUGAGCAACAAAUAUUCUCCUUUAUUAGAAUCCUGAUUAUUCUCAAAACGUUCUCUAAAACUUAAAACUUCUAUCACGUUUAUAGUUUUCAAGCAACCUCCUUAAGACUAAUUCACAGGGCAAAGUGUGAAGAUUGUCUGUUUUCAUUCCUCAAGUUCCCAGCAGUAGAUACAAGCGGUGCUCAAUUAAAAGGUUAAUUUACUCUAUCAUAUGAUUGAGAAAUGUAUGUGAAUGCAGCCACCACCUAGAAGUGCUACCCUUGUAUUUUUAAACGUAAUGUAGAAAGAAAUCGGUGAUCAAAUUAGAAGACGAGUCACAAAACGAUGAAGCAAAAAGAAUGUAUCACUGAGUCUCGAGUUGAAUUGAGAACUUAGGCUGAAAAUUACUUCCAAUUGGUGGAAGCAUUGAUCAAACAAUUUAGGGGGCUUGUAGAAAGGAGCUUUAUAUAGGCAGGGACAGCAGGAUUCAGCAGAGAUAUUUAGCAUAAUAGGGCAAAAAUGAAUUGAUUGGAUUUCAACAGUAUUUUCAUGCUUUUAUUUAUAAUAGCAUUCCUGUGUUGUUGUUUUUGAAGAUUUAACAAAAAAUUAAAUACAAAUUUGCCGAAGAAAAAAAUUAGUUACCAAAGUUCUCGAUAUUUACUGUAACCAUUUUCACAUCAUUCCAUAAUUGUAAUUCAACAGACUUUUUAUUUCAGGUGAUGUGGGCCAUUCCUUGCAUUGUCACAACAUGAUUAUGAUUUUUCAAAGUUCUAGCCUUGAUUUACUCGGCUAAUACUUGCCAUCCAAAUGCAGAUUCUUAACACCAAUCCCUCGAAGCGCAAAAUAGCUCCAGCGAGGUAACAGGUUAUACACAUACAAACAUACAUACAUACAUUUAUUUCCCAGAUUUUAUUCUGUCCUUGCAUUUUUUGUCUCAGGAGAAUUAUGACUUAAAAAACCUUCAGAUUUUCGUAGAAGUCCACAUGUUGGGUGGGUUUCUAAUUCUAAUGGAAUCAUUGUGAACAAUUUUAUCCUGUUAUGUCGUGCCUGAAGUACUGUGAAUUCCCUCUUCAAUACAGAUUUGAACAGAGUCCAUGAUUUAAAAUUUUGUGAUUACCACAAGCAGGGCUACAUCAAGGGGAAAAAGUGGUAGGAGAACAUUUUGUUUUUGUUCUACUAUAUCAGUAGCACAGUUCUUGUAUUUUCUAUUCACAAAAGUUUAAUGAAAAGAAAAUGUUUAAAUUGGGUAUUAAAUAUUUUCUGCCAGCAUUUUUACCAAACAAAAAGAUUUGAUAUGUAAAGUGCACUUCUGAGCAAACAAAAAUCAAUGACGAUUGACGUCAGUGGGAUCAAGAUUCAGUUGCCAUGAGUGUAAGUAUUAUCCAUUAAGCUGAAAGAACCAGGAUACACUUCGACCUAAUGCUGAAAUGUAAGUUUGUUUUUCUAAUGUCUGUUGCCACAUCCUAAACCAAGCAUACAGAUGAACCAUGAAAGUAUUUUUUUCCUUUUUGUCUAACAGUUGCUGUUCUCAUAAACUUUGUGAAUGAUACUUUGCAAAAUGCCUUUUCAUCCUUUAAGAACUGGUACUUAUGUAUUAUUUUAUUGCCAUAGGUUGACUCUAGAAAUUAAGCAAGCAAGAUGAAUACUUUUCAGUAGAAAGAUCUGUGGAAUCAAAAAAGUAAGCUUGGUAGCGCUUUUUAUGGCUAACAACAAAUCUGUAUUAAAAUUUGCUACCAGA